GAACCAGUGCGUUGCAUCUUUUUAUUGUUCAGUAUAUUUCUGACUUUCUUCACACCACAAUGUGAUGGGGGAAACAUUCUGGUGUACCCUGUCGAUGGGAGCCACUGGAUUAAUAUGAAGAUUUUACUGGAAGAACUUCAUGCCAGGGGACACAACAUCACUGUGAUCAGAGCCUCCACCAGCUGGUACAUCGCAGAGAAAUCUCCCCUCUACAAAUCCAUUUCAGUUGAAAUUGAAGCGGACACGGAAGACUACAUUGAUGACUAUCUGCAAGGGCAUUUCAAGACAGCAAGAGAAGGGGAGUCACUGCUGUCUUUUUUAAAACUUACAAAAGACUUCAUUUGUAUGCUAACACACUUUAAUUCAAUGUGUUCUGAAGCACUCAUUCAAAUGUUCGAUGAUCAAAAUAUGGUGAAAAGUCUGAUAGAUGCUAAAUAUGAUCUGGUUCUUACUGAUCCAGCAAUAGGACCUGGUGUUGUGUUAGCCAAAUUUCUCAAACUGCCAUUGGUGCUCAAUGUGCGCUGGAUCACAAGCGGAGAAGGACACUUUGUUUUGGCCCCCUCACCGCUUUCUUAUAUCCCAGCGCCAGGAUCAGGCUUGACAGACAAAAUGGAUUUCAUCCAGAGGGUGAAGAAUGUGUUCUUCUACGGGAUCAUAUUAUUUCAGGAAAAAGUCAUGGUGGGUCCUAUCUAUGAUGCCAUCUGUGCUAAAUAUAUUGAAGGUGGAUGUGAUAUCGUCUCGCUGCUUCAAGAAGCAGACAUUUGGCUGUUCAGGUCAGACUUUGUGUUUGAAUUCCCCCGGCCCACGAUGCCAAACGUUGUCUACAUCGGAGGAUUCCAGUGCAAACCGGCCCAGCCUCUGCCCUCAGACUUGGAGGAGUUUGUUCAGAGUGCUGGGGAGCACGGAGUGAUCAUCAUGACUCUGGGGACUUUGGUUAAUGGAUUACCAAAAGAGGUUGCAGAUGAAAUUGCCCACGUCUUUGCCAAGAUGCCCCAGAAGGUGAUAUGGAGGCACAAAGGGGAGCGUCCUUCUACACUGGGAAACAACACUUUAAUAGUUGACUGGAUGCCACAGAAGGACCUUCUGGGUCACCCGCAGGUUAAAGUCUUUGUCGCUCACGGAGGAACCAACGGUGUCCAGGAGGCCAUUUAUCACGGGGUCCCUGUGCUCGGCAUACCCCUGUUUUUCGAUCAGUAUGACAACCUCCUUCGUCUGCAGGAGCGAGGAGCUGCAAAGAUUAUCCAGCUGGCUGAUGUGAACGGACAGACUUUUGAGGAGGGUAUUAAGGAGGUACUGCAUACAGACAGCUACAGGCAGAACAUGCAAAGACUGUCCCGUUUGCACAGAGAUCAACCAAUGGCUCCCAUGGACCAGGCCAUCUUCUGGGUUGAGUAUGUGAUGCGCCACAAAGGAGCUCCUCACCUCCGGACAGAGGCUUAUAAGAUGCCC
This is a messenger RNA of Menidia menidia (Atlantic silverside), 1449 nucleotides long. NCBI's taxonomy places the organism in Eukaryota, Metazoa, Chordata, Actinopteri, Atheriniformes, Atherinopsidae. The record is from the annotation of a GenBank genome assembly.